Molecule: messenger RNA, 1961 nt
Organism: Dreissena polymorpha
Lineage: Eukaryota; Metazoa; Mollusca; Bivalvia; Myida; Dreissenidae
Product: phosphatidylinositol-3-phosphatase SAC1-like
Exons: 17
Coding region: 15-1784 (589 amino acids)
Biological process (GO): phosphatidylinositol dephosphorylation
Cellular component (GO): endoplasmic reticulum
Molecular function (GO): phosphatidylinositol-4-phosphate phosphatase activity
Source: RefSeq, a predicted model, not a curated record
CACUUGUCAAAAUAAUGGCUGUUCACGAAAGUUUGCGGCUUCACAUAACCACUGAUGAGUUUCUGUUUGAACCCAUUGAUACUGGUGAGAAUGAACUUCUGGUGAUUGACAGGGUGACCCAAGAAAUAUCCUUACGGAGCAAUGCAGGUCCGAUCCCUUCCAACGCUGAGACGUUCACUGUCUGUGGAAUCAUGGGGGUCAUAAGACUUACAGCUGGCCCGUACCUGAUCGUAAUCACUCAGAAGGAGAAGGUUGGAGAAAUCAGAGGUCACAUGAUCUGGAAGGUCAAGGCCACACAACUGCAUUCCUAUAAACGCACCAUGUUCCAUCUUACUGAAAAACAGAAUCGGGAUAACAGUGUGUACCUCUCCAUGGUAGAAAAUGUUCUAAGGACUGAAAACUACUACUUCAGUUCAACAUAUGACAUUACACAUUCCCUGCAGCGGUUACACAACACUAGUCCAGAGUUUAUCUCAAUGCCCCUCCACGAGCGGGCUGAUGCCAGGUUUAUGUGGAAUGGUCAUGUAUUACGAGAGCUCACGCAGCAGGCUGAGUUGGCACGCUACUGCCUGCCUGUCCUACAUGGAUUUGUAAGUAUCAACUCUCCAGUCGUCAACAACAAGAGUGUAGACUACAUCCUGAUAUCCCGACGCAGUGUGUACCGUGCAGGGACAAGGUUCAACGUGCGCGGGCUAGAUAACGAGGGCCAGGUAGCAAACUUCGUGGAGACAGAACAGAUUGUUAUACACAACGAUACAUCUUGUUCAUUUGUUCAGACUAGAGGCUCUAUUCCACUGUACUGGUCACAACGUCCCAACCUCAAAUACAUGCCCCAGGCACAACUCAGGUCACAGAAUCAUAUCGAGGGCCUCCAGAGACAUUUUGACGACCAGGUGUUCAGAUAUGGAGACCAGGUUAUCGUAAACUUGGUGAACUCUAAAGGUCACGAGGGUCGACUGGAGAAGGCACUCGCAAACACUCUCGAGGGUUUCAAGAAGCCCAGAGUCAGAUAUGAAUAUUUUGAUUUUCACCAUGAGUGCCGUAAAAUGAGAUGGGACCGCUUAUCAGUGUUAUUGAGUCGUUUGGAGGAAACCAGGAAACAGUUUGGGUAUUUUGUGGUGUCGUCUGAUGGUAUUCCCUCCAGUCUCCAGGAGGGAGUGUUCCGUACCAACUGCAUGGACUGUCUGGAUCGCACCAAUGUGGUACAGGGCAUGCUGGGACAGGUCUCCUUGGAGGAACAGCUCCAGGUUCUAGGAGUGACUGAUAAGCAUAGAAAAUUGGAAGACUUAAGUCAAUUCAAAUCCUUGUUUAAUAAUGUAUGGGCAGAUAAUGCGGACGCUAUUUCCAAGCAGUAUGCUGGGACGGGUGCUUUGAAAACAGACUUCACACGGAAAGGCAAGCGUACCCAGGUAGGUAUGAUGAUGGAUGGUUGGAACUCUAUGAUCCGCUACUUCAAGAACAACUUUGGAGAUGGUUUCCGGCAGGAUUCCAUCGACCUGUUUCUGGGCAACUAUGAGGUGGAGGAGAACGAAGGUGUGGCUCGACCCUCACCCCUGCAGACUGACAGAGACUGGAAGUUCUACGCGAUUCCUGUGAUAUUUCUAAUUGCAAUGGCCAUGUGCAUGAUCAGCAUUCUUCUACCAGAUGAGCACGUCAGUGAGCAGCUUAUGUAUGUCUUGUUCUGGGGUGUGGCCAGUGCAGUCUCAGUUGCCGUCAUGUACAGAUAUGGCUCAGAGUUCGUGGAUCAGCCGAAACUGGUCCAUACCAAGGUCAAGACGGACUAGCUAUAUGAACGGGACAAAGUACACAUAGUCUGAACUGUGGAUAACGGAAUGUUCGAACAGGAACUCAAGAAUUUUGGGUGCAAUUAAUAAUGGGAAUAUGUGGAAGGACUUUUUUGUGCGAAAAUCUUUAAAAGGGUUAGCAAUAUAUUUAGAAAUGUAAUAAAUUGAAUUGUCAUA